Suillus discolor is the source of this 237-nucleotide messenger RNA. RefSeq lists its product as uncharacterized. The record is from RefSeq and is a predicted model, not a curated record. The transcript has a single exon. Lineage: Eukaryota; Fungi; Basidiomycota; Agaricomycetes; Boletales; Suillaceae. The annotation marks the transcript as partial.
GAGUUAUUACAGUACUAUCAGCAGUUUCGACCCAUAGCCAUUUGGCUCAUCGCAAAUUCGAAGAUCUCCACAUGCGAACACGAUCGGUACUUCUGGCAAGGUCUUCCCCACGCAGUACGACUUGUUAUAAACCAACGACUUCAGCUCAAAGACCCCAACUACACUCGGAGCGAGGCUACUGAUUUUGAGAAAGUCGUUGAAGCCGGACACUUUGUGCUCUCAGAUGAUGCAUUCGAU